UUUUAUGUCAACGAAACGAAAAACAGUUUUUGGACUUUGACAAUCCAAAAAAAUUGACAGACACAGACUACAAAUCAUUAUUAGGAAUCAGCAAGGAAAGUUUUCGAGAACUUUGUGACUCUGUACAUGGUUUUGUGAAGAAUACACCAGCAAGAAGCUUAACUACGUCUGUGGCAAUCUUUUUUUUGUAAAAUGAAAACUGGACUUUCAAAUCUGCUACUAUCAACUUUAUUCCGCACAUCAAAAUCCAUCUUUAGGAGAGCCAUUCAUGCAGUCAGAAAAGCCUUGUUGACUACAUUUGUUCCAAAAAAUCUUGUUUUUUUUUCACAUUUCAAGAGAUGAAAUUAUCAAUAACCACACCAGACCUCUUGCUCAAUCUUUAUUUGGCAGUGUAGAAAAAAAUUCAAUUCAUCUUACUAUUGGAUGGAACUUACAUAUAUGUGAACAAAAGUAAUAAUUUUCAUUUCCAACGAAGAUCAUUCAGUAUGCACAAAGGGAGACCCCUCAUUAAACCAAUGGUGGUCGUUACAACAAAAGGAUAUUUUGUCUCCAUCUUAGGCCCUUAUUUAGCGGAUAAAAAGAACAAUGAUUCUUCCAUCCUUACACACAUCAUCAAGAGUAAUGCUGAAAGUAUUCGCUCCUGGCUUAAUGAGGAUGACAUCUUCGUUGUAGAUAGGGGCUUUAGAGACGCUCUUCCUUUGCUAGCAGAUUUGGGGAUCCAGGCAGAGAUGGCUAGUUUUUUAGAGGCUGGUCAGAAGCAGAUGUCGACCAAAGAUGCCAAUAUGAGUAGACUAGUGACAAGGGUCAGUUGGGUGGUAGAGUCAUCUAAAAUGCCCGUAUCAAGAGAUGGAGAUAUCUGGACCGUACACUACCAACCCAUCAAAUUCCAUUCAUUGGAGACUAAAUUCGGAUUGUCUGUGCAGUAUCCAAGUAUGCAACAGAUUUUCACCUCCACUAAGUCCUGCAAGCAGCAUAGAGGAGGAGGAUCUUUUAUUGAGGAGAAAGGACUGCAAAGAAAAACUGUUGUAUGGAAAGCGACCUCUGAAAUGGAUUUGGGUUCAUUUCCUACGCUCGAUGAUGAAGAACUCAGAAAUCUGAACUGUGGUACUUACCAAUUAAAAUUAUCCUCCAGUUACAUGCAAGAGCACAUAGAUGGUGAAAGCGACAUUUAUUUCCAUGAAGAGGACAACCUUGUUCAGAACCAAGAUCCAAAGUAG
Saccostrea cuccullata (small rock oyster) is the source of this 1217-nucleotide messenger RNA. RefSeq lists its product as uncharacterized. NCBI's taxonomy places the organism in Eukaryota, Metazoa, Mollusca, Bivalvia, Ostreida, Ostreidae. The transcript is spliced from 3 exons. The record is from RefSeq and is a predicted model, not a curated record. Bases 486 to 1217 code for a protein of 243 amino acids.